ACCUGCCAAUUUAUUUAAUGCAAUUUUAUAUAUAUUUUUAAAUAAUCUUUAUUUCAGUAGAAAAAUAAUAAACAAGUAAUCAAUGAUUGAUAUUACAGGGACUGAUUAUGGAGAGUCCACUCGAGCAUGGAUCUGAAGACCAUUGGGUUUGGAACGAACAUGACAAGAGUUGUGAUGUGUGUUUACAUGGACAAGAAUCAAAUCGCUUAUGCCUUGCAUAUUUCCGCCCCCAAUACACAUCUGGUACUGCAGCUGUUAGAGGCACAAAAGUCCUCAAUAAUGGAAGGUACUACUGGGAACUUGAACUUCCUUUGGUGAUAUCUGGAACCACCAUAAUGUUUGGUGUUGCAACGAAAAAGGCAAGACUUAAUGCUCAUUUGCAUAGGAACUUACUAUGGAGAGAUCCGCACAUCUGGAGUUUAUCCCAUGACGGAGCAAUCUUCCAUGGAGGUAAAUGGGCUCAUUACACAGAACCUUUCCAAGAUAGUGUUGCUACAACAUUAGGAGUUCUGUUUGAUGGCAUAGAAGGAACAUUAACUUUUUAUAAAGAUGGUGUUUGUUUAGGAGUGGCAUUUAAGGAUUUACACAAAAUUAAUGAAAACAUAUACCCCAUUAUUGCAUCUACUGCAGGAGUGACAUAUAAACUAUCCUUGAAGAAGAGGGACUUCGGGAGUUUACAAGAAAGGUGUCGAGCUGUACUUCUUUCUCAAUUAAAAGGACCGAAAGUACCAAAAACAGACCUUGGAAGGUUGGUUUUGGUACCUACACCAUCUUUGCCUGUAGCAAUAAGGAACUAUUUAAAUGAAUCUAUAGCAAAAACAGGUGUACGUGCAGAGAGAUUCAAUGAUUUCGAUUGAAUAUAAAAAUGAUGUUUUUUGUGAUUUCUAUCUCCACUUAACGACAUGUUUUGUCAUUAAAUUAUUUUAUUUAUUCGAU
Molecule: messenger RNA, 936 nt
Organism: Nezara viridula (southern green stink bug)
Lineage: Eukaryota; Metazoa; Arthropoda; Insecta; Hemiptera; Pentatomidae
Source: the annotation of a GenBank genome assembly